GAACGGAAUGAACAAGAGGGAAGGACGAAACGAGCGCGAGGCCAAGCAGCCCAGCAGGAGACUUGCGGUUGUCCGUUUGCAUGCGCCGUCAGUCAUCUUGAAGCAAAACUCCAGAGCUUUCCGAGAGAUUUCUUUCGGCGCGGAAGUUGACGAAGUGUCGCUGCUUACAUCGUCAUUCGACCGACACCUGGGCUACGGAGAACAAACCUCGACGUUAUAUGACCGUCUGGCAAACAUGGCUGCGCGGAUUUCAAGGCGUCUGCUAGAUGCAGCCACUCCUUUGCCAACUGCGCCUGCAGGAACAGGCGCGGUUUUCCACAGCAGGUUAAUGCCUGUCAAGUACGCCCUGAACGGACCGAAGUGGAUGGCAGUCGUCGGCUCCGCAUUCGUAGGAGUCUUUUCCGGGCAUUUCUUCUACAAAAAUUUUAUCCUUAGCAAGAACCCCCCAAAUCCGCCACGCGACCCAAAUGAGAAGCCGCCCUCGCGCCACCCUCAUGCCCCUCCUGAGGACGAUUGAAGGCCUUUCGAUAUCCGAGCUGAAAGAUUGGAAGGUCGAGGGAAGGGACAAAGGAGAUAGGGCCGAGAGCGAGAGAGCAGAGCGGCAAGACAACAGGAGAGAGCGACCGUGCCUGGCUAUCUAGUUGGAGACAGGAGCGCUUCUCUGGGGGUAGUGAUUCAAUGAAAGAGCGUAUAUUGGGAUCCCUUCAUCUCCCUUUCGGUUCUUCAAUUUCUGAUUUUUUGAUUCUUUUAAAACUCAUCCUCAAGCGUUCAACAUCACACGCGGAGUUCUUGAUCUCAAAACUAUGCGGUUUCUUCACUCCCAACCGUUGCACGGGUGAUCUAUAUUCAUUUAUAAAUGAAAGGAUUUAUACGUGUGAAAGGCGUGAAAUAUGCAUGUUGCAUUUAUAACCAUGCAAACAUGUAUAUUCUGGUAUCUACACUGUCCGGGAACCUAUCUGUACAAACUGGACAAAUUCUCCUGGUCUGUA
This is a messenger RNA of Toxoplasma gondii ME49, 989 nucleotides long. RefSeq lists its product as hypothetical. The transcript has 4 exons. Lineage: Eukaryota; Apicomplexa; Conoidasida; Eucoccidiorida; Sarcocystidae. The coding region runs from base 8 to 517 and encodes 169 amino acids. The record is from RefSeq and is a predicted model, not a curated record.